UGCAAUGGAAAGUAUAGAGUGAGCUGGGGAGUAUGCUGCUCUCUUUGACUAGCUUUGGGAUCCUUGGUCUGGUAACUGACUCUGCUAACUGCUGGCUUGUGAAAAGAUUUAUGGGAUGUGGCUGUCAGAGCUGCUCAUAAAAGGACAGUCUUUCCUAAGGUCACUUUGCAAGAAAUGAAGCAAUGAACAUCUUGUUAGUUGGUCUAUCUCUUGGCUCAUCAGUACACAAACUGAAGAUGUUUCUGACUUUGUUCCUCAUUGUUCUUGGAACACAGACUUCUAUAACACAGAAACCUGCCUCUGAGUCUACAGAUGUUGUCCUUUUGAUUGACAGUUCAAAUGCUCUUGGCAAAAAGUCUUUCCCAUCUGUGAAAGCAUUUGUUAACAAAGUAAUCAGCAGUCUUCCAGUUGGCCCAAACAAAUAUCGUAUUGCCCUUGUGCAGUACAGUGACGAUGUGCACAUUGAAUUCCGGCUGGAUGAUUAUAAAGGCAAAACCCCCAUGUUAAACCACCUUAAAAAGAACGUUUCAUACCAGGGUGGGACUUUAAAAACUGGGAACGCCAUACAAAAGGUCCAUGAAGCGUUUUUCAAAGUCCCGAGAAAAGACAGAAACCAAAUUGUGGUGGUCACAACUUCAGGUCUUUCAGAAGACGAUGUGAAGGGACCUGCAAAAAGGUUGCAGGAUGAGGGGAUAAAAAUAAUAGCUUUAGGAAUGCAGGAUGCAUCUGUUCAAGAACUACAAUCAGUGGCUACGCAGCAUUUUUUCUAUAACUUUGCUACACCAAGGGAUCUUGCAACCUUUUCUCAAAAUAUGCCCACAGUUAUUGGAGAAGCUAUACAAAUGGAUAAUGGUGUGGUCAUCUCAACACCUUCUCCACCAAGUGUAACAGAAAAUGCUAGCAAGGUAACCCCUGAAGUUGCAAGGUGUCUACACGAUUCAGUUGCAGACAUUGUAUUUGUGGUGGAUGAAGGCGUUUCACAUGAAGACUCCAACUAUAUUGCAUCAUUCUUGAGUGACACAAUAAACUCUCUUGAUGUGAAAGAAGGGUGUAUACAAACUGGCCUAGUGACAUACAGCACCGAGCCGCAAGUAGUAUCAUUACUAAAGACUGAAACGAACAAAACUGAUAUGCUGCAGAAAAUUCAGAGCUUCUCACCAAGAGCUGGGAAAUCUAACUUGGGCGCUGCCAUUAAUAUUACCAGGAAAAGAAUUUUUGAUGAACGUGCUGGAAGCAGAAAGACCCAAGGAGUUGAACAAAUUGCCACCAUAGUCACCAACAGACCAGCCGAUGACCUCUUAAGUAAUGCUGCUGCUCUCCUUAGGCAGAGUGAUGUGACCCUGUUUGCCAUUGGCAUUGAAGGAGCGAAUGCUACCCAGUUAACGGAGAUAGUAUCACAUUCACCAGAACAAAAUAUUAUAAAACUUGCCAAAUUCUCUGACCUGCCAAAUCAGACCAAGACUUUCCAAAAGAAACUCUUCAACAAAAUACAGCACACACUUUAUGUCCAAUCUGAAAGAAGAUUACAGCUCAAAACAGGAUGUCUGGACACAGAAGAGGCUGAUAUUUAUUUCCUCAUUGAUGGCUCUUCAAGCAUUAGCUGGUCAGAUUUCAAUGAUAUAAAAACUUUUCUGAAAGAAGUGAUUAAAAUGUUUAAUGUUGGACCGAAUCAUGUUCGAUUUGGAGUUGUGCAAUAUUCAAGUGCUUCUCAUGUUAAAUUACACUUUGAACUUGAUUCUGGCACUAAAAGGAACACUUUAGAAAGAGAUAUUAAUAAUAUUAAACAAUUAACUGGAGAUACAUAUACUGGAGAAGCUCUGAAAUUCAUGCAACCUUUGUUUGAAAAGGCAAGGAAACAGCGUGGAAACAAAGUGCCCUGCUAUCUCGUUGUAUUGACAGACGGAGAAGCCCAUGAUAAUGUGAAGGAACCUGCUGAGAUACUGAGAAAUGCAAAGGUGAACCUCUAUGCUAUUGGUGUAAAAGAUGCUAAUAAAACACAAUUGCAGGAGAUUGCAGGCUCAAGAGUUUACUCGGUGCAACAAUUUGACUCACUGAAAGAUAUACAAGCUGAGGUCAUCCAAGAUAUAUGCACUGAAGCAGCCUGUAAGGAAAUGAAAGCUGACAUCAUGUUCCUAGUGGACAGCUCUGGUAGCAUUGGUGAUGAGAAUUUUAACAAAAUGAAGAACUUCAUGAGGGGUCUGGUAAACAAAUCUGACAUCGGCUUAGACCAAGUACGUAUCGGUGUUGUCCAGUUCAGUGGCAGCCCUAAAGAAGAAUUCCCGUUAAACAAGUAUUCAACAAAAGGUGACAUAAUUGAAGCGAUCGGAAGGAUGGAACUCAUUAAAGAGAACACACUCACUGGAAAAGCACUGGAAUUUGUGUCUGAAUAUUUCAAGCCAUCCAAAGGGUCCCGAUCCCCCAUGAACAAAAUUCUUAUCUUGCUCACAGAUGGGGAAGCACAAGAUGAAGUAGGAACUCCAGCCGUAGCCCUGAGAAAGGAUGGUAUCACUAUCUAUUCAGUUGGUGUUUUUAAUGCCAAUAAAUCACAGCUUGUAGAGAUCAGUGGGAAACCUGAGCUGGUGUUUUAUGUGGAGAAUUUUGAUAUUCUGGCGAAGAUAGAAGGCAACAUCAUUUUUGGCAUAUGUAAUCCCUAUGAGGAUCAAAUUCCAGAGUGCAAAAGGAUAGAACGCUUAGAUGUUGUCUUUGUAAUAGAUAGUUCCGGCAGCAUAGGCGACACAAACUAUGGCCUCAUGCAGGACUUCAUGAUUCGCAUGGUCAAUAAAUCUGAUGUUGGCAGUGACCGAGUUCAGUUUGGAGCUCUGAAGUAUUCUGACGAUCCAGUAACACUGUUCUACCUUAAUACCUAUAACACGAAAUCAGCUAUCAUUUCAGCUAUCCGAAGUGACACACUUUUGGGCCACAAUACUUACACAGCUAAGGCUCUUAGACACUCAGAAUCAUUCUUCACUGAGAAACACGGAAGUCGCCACCGCAGGAAUGUUCCUCAAGCACUUGUGGUGAUUACUGAUGGAGAAUCACACGAUGCAGCGGAACUCGAUGAAGUGUCUAAAAGACUCAGAGCCCGUGACAUUGCGAUUUAUGCUGUUGGGAUAAAAGAAGCAAAGACAGAUGAACUUCAGACCAUGGCAGGACCAAACAAAACAUAUCACUAUGUGGACAACUUUGAAGGACUACAAAACAUAUCCACAGAUUUCUCAAACAAGCUAUGCAAUCAGUCAAAGACAGAAUGUGAAGUCCACGCUGAUCUUGUUUUCUUGAUUGAUGGCUCCAGAAGUAUAUGGCCACCUGAUUUUGAGGAAAUGAAAAAAUUCUUGAACAACUUGCUUGAUCAGAUUAGUUAUAACAGCAACAUGCAAGUUGGCAUGGCCCAAUUUAGCAAAAGUUACAGAGAAGAAUUUCCUCUGGGUGGUCACCCUAGCAAAUCAGAGCUGCAAGACAAAAUCUCUAAAGUGUCAAUGAUGCAAGGUGAUGAAACUUGCAUUGGAGGAGCUCUCCAAAAAGUGAAGGCCUUCUUCAGUCCACCAAGACGCAGAGUGGCUAGAGAUAUUCAGCCAAAGCUGCUGGUAAUCACUGAUGGACAAGCAACUGACGAUGUUGCUCAACCUGCUGACAAUCUGAGAAAGGAAGGUGUGGAGAUAUAUGCAAUAGGAGUAGGGAAUGUUAGUGAUAUACAGCUUCAAUCCAUAGCUGGAUCUCCAGAAAGGAAAUACAAAAUUGCUAAUUUCCCUGGGCUGCCUGAUAUCACAAAACGCAUAGCUAAUGAAAUGUGUAAUGGUGGAGUUAAAGCAGCAUGUUUUGUGGACGUCGUUAUGGGAUUUGACAUUUCAUCUCAAAAGCCGGGUGACCGCUUAUUCCAUGGGCAUCCUCAACUGGAAGCCCAGCUUCCUAAGAUUAUAGAAUACCUUACAUCUGUAAGCACUGUGAGUUGCAAUACAGGAACAAAAACACAGUUCAGUGUGGCUAUUUCUAUGGGAAACACGAAUUCAACUUUCUCAUCAGACCUCCAAGUUGAACAUGAAAAAAUCAUGGAAGAACUCAGAAAAAUUACAAUCAACAAUCCAUCUCAUCUCAAUGUCACAUUCUUGGACACACUUUGGAACACAUUUCAAAACAUACCUGAUAAUGAAAAACGAAGCAAGGUGUUACUUAUUUUCUCUGAUGGCUUGGAUGAUGAUGUAGAAGUGCUUCAACAAAAAUCUGAAGAAUUUAGGCAAAAAGGGCUUGAUGGACUGAUAACAGUUACCCUGGAAGGCGCUAGCAACUUUCAUAACCUCCGAUCUAUUGAAUUUGGAAAGGGAGCUGGAUAUAAUAAUCAUUUGACAAUUGGCUUGCAAAAUAUUGCCAAAAGCUUAUUUGAGUAUAUGGCGCAAAUUGCUGAGAGAACAUGCUGUUGUGUUUUUUGUACAUGCAUGAGGGAAGAAGGCCCCCUUGGGCUGAGAGGCAGACCUGGACCAAAGGGGUAUAUUGGUACUAACGGCACUCGGGGAUAUAUAGGAGAUGAUGGAGAGCCAGGUCCCAGUGGGCCUCCUGGACCAGUUGGACAGCAAGGCUAUGUGGGAUGCCAAGGUGAUCAGGGAGAAAAAGGGCGACGAGGAUGGAGUGGAGAAAAGGGAGACAAUGGAAUUGAUGGAAUUUAUGGAAUCAAUGGAGAAGAGGGAGCACCUGGUCUGCCAGGACCAAAAGGAGAAAAAGGAGGCCCUGGCCAGCAGGGCAACCCGGGAUCAAGAGGACUUCCUGGAGAACGUGGUCAGAAAGGCUUCCAAGGAGAUCUUGGUAAUCCUGGAGUGGACAUUAACAUUGUAGGAGCAAUUGGCCCCAAGGGCUUACAAGGGAGCAAGGGUCAAAGAGGACCAAAAGGUUCAGCAGGCAUUGCAGGAUCUGAAGGAAACAAGGGACCUGAGGGACAAAGAGGACUUCCAGGGCCACCGGGAAGGAAAGGAGCACCUGGCCCAGAUGGUUUGCCAGGAGAACACGGAUUUCAAGGCCCACAGGGGGCAGCUGGAAUUCCUGGUGUGAAAGGAGUGAAAGGCAGUGCAGGAAAUAAAGGUCUUCAGGGAAGUUUGGGAGAGGCAGGCCCAAAAGGGGAGCAAGGAAAACCUGGACCCAGAGGGAGGAAAGGAGAAACUGGAGAUCCUGGAGAAAAAGGAGAAACAGGACCCCAUGGUCAGAGGGGAAUGAAGGGGAAUGAGGGAACUGCUGGUUAUGGCAAACCAGGAAGAAAAGGAUCAAAGGGGCAAGAAGGAUCCUCUGGAGACGUUGGAAUUCAGGGUGAAAUUGGAGAGCCUGGUAUUCCUGGGGGGCCUGGGCCGAAGGGGAAUAGAGGUGAAAUGGGCCCUGUGGGAAAACCCGGUACACGAGGUGCCCCAGGAGAACGGGGUUAUCCAGGACGUCUGGGUGCAAAAGGAAUGAAGGGACUGGCCUCAUUUUCGCCCUGUGAACUCAUUGAGUAUGUGCGUGAACACAGCCCUUGCUGGAAAGGAGCGCAGGAGUGUCCAGUAUAUCCCACCGAAUUAGUGUUUGCCUUGGAUGUAUCUCAAGAUACCACUCCUGCAAUAUUUGAACGAAUGAGAGAGAUCAUCAUCACAAUUGUGAACAACACCAAAAUCAGGGGGAGCAAUUGCCCACUGGGAGCAAGAGUAGCCAUUGUGUCCUACAACUCCAACACCCACUAUCUGAUCCACUUCUCAGAUUUCAGGAGCAAGGAACUGUUGCUCCAAGAGCUGAAGACUCUUUCGUACCAAAGAUCCUCAAGUGGACGGGACAUGGGUGGAUCGAUGAGAUUUGUGGCCAGGAAUGUUUUUAAGCGAACUCUCCAAGGUGCUAAUGUGAGAAAAGUUGCUGUGUUCUUCAGCAAUGGUCAGUCUGCUAAUACAGUUUCAAUCAACACAGCAGUCCUGGAAUUCAGUGCAUUAGACAUCCUUCCAGUGGUCAUUGCUUUUAAAAACAUCCCCGAGGUCAACCGUGCUUUUCAGAUGGAUGACUCAAGACUGUUUCAGGUUAUUAAUAUUCAUCAGGAGAGAGAUUUUACACCAGCUUUACAAAGAUUCCACCAGUGCAUACUUUGCUACGACAAAUGCAGGUUGAAUGAAUCUUGCCUACGUGACAAAACCUCCUCACCUCCAACUUACAUGGAUGCUGCUUUCAUUUUGGAAAGUGCAAGGAACGUAAGCCCUCUUGAAUUUGCAAAACUGAAGGACUUCCUAAGUUUAUCCCUUGACAACUUUGACAUUUCUGCUCGACCAGAGAGCACUUUGAUAGGCGACAGAGUGGCUGUGGUGAGCCAUGCACCACCAGAUUUCAGGCCUCAAACACAGAAGAGCCCAAUUAAGACUGAGUUUGAUUUAGUGACCUAUGAUAAUAAAGAGCGGAUGAAGAGGCAUAUCCAAGAAUCUGUCCAGCAGCUGAAUGGAGCAACUGCUGUUGGCCAUGCCAUACAGUGGACCAUCACUAAUAUCUUUGCAGAAGCACCCAGCCAGAGGAAACACAAAGCUAUCUUUGUGAUAUCUGCGGGGGAAACAAGUCGAUGGGACAAGGAAGUGUUGAAAGAUGCGGCCCUGAGAGCCAAGUGCCAAGGCUAUGCUUUGUUUGUGCUCUCGUUAGGGCAUGAAUAUGAUGAUGUAGAACUCAGGGAACUGGCAAGCAGACCAGUGGAGCAUCAUCUGGUACAGCUUGGGAGAUGUCACAAGGCUGAACUUGGAUAUGCAGUGAAGUUUCUGAAGCCAUUUCUGCAUCUUAUCCGGAAUAAAAUCAACAGCUAUCCACCAACACAGCUCAGGAAAAGAUGUUCAGACAUCAGCACCCAGAAGCCAGUAUAUGUUCCACUACUGUCCAGAGACAGCUCUCCAGUGGAUGAGACUGUGUCAAGAAGAGCUAAGGGUCUAGAGACUGAAUCUGCAGUUCUGGAGUAUUUGCCGGGCGAUUCAGUAAACUCUGAACAUUUCAUCAGCAAUGCACAGCAGAUUAUUGAACUUGGAAAUUAGAAAAAUGUUUGAAAUUGGAAUUUGACUGAAGAAAUAAAUCUCCGCAGAGACUUGUCAAGAAGAACUGUGCUCUUCUUUAAAAUCCUUAUUGUUGCCAUACCCCUGAAGCUCUCAUUGGUUCCAUUUGCUUAGGAACCAGGAAUCAAACAUCUCUGUGCUGGAAAAAGGGAAGACUUUUUAUAAAACUUGGACAUACUAGAGAGGCUUUUGGAAGGUGUAGCAUACUAGUUCAUGCUGAAGAAUGAAGUAUGCCUUGAAGCAAGAGAGUUGUUCUUGGACAGUUGGGAUGAAGCCCAGCAGCUGGUUGGACCGAUGCCCUUUAAACCUUACAGGAGAGCCAUGGGGAAGAGUGUUUGUAUGAGUUCAUCCCACAGGACUCAUUUGAUGCUGAAAGGCUCAUAACUACAUAUGUGUGUUGCCUACAGAUUAAAAUUUGAGUCCAGGAGCACGUAAAGACCAACAUUUUUUUCCUGGUUAUAAGCUUUUGUGAGUCAAAGCUCACUUUGUCAGACACCUGUGCUACUGGCCUCAAAUUUUGUUCUACUACUGCAGACUAACUCUGCUACCCACCUGAAUCUUUCCUACAGAUUGAGCAGAUACUCAUGGAACUGACGCUGCAGCAUGGAAGAUGCACAGGAGCAGCCCGCAUAAAUGCAGGGCCUGAUGUGCCUUGGGAUAAGCCCCAGAACAGCACCUCACCUGGUGCUCUUAAGGGAUACUGUGCAAGGCACAGGAUUCAAGCCAUCCUAUGGGUGGUGCAUUGGAAACUCUGCAAAUCCUUAUACUGGUGGCUCUUUUCACAUGGAAGUAUGGUUUGUGCAGCUCAUGAAGCUGUGUGGGAGGGCUUGUACUGCACAGCUGCAAUUCCCUUGCAGGAUCCUCUGUUCUGCAUGGUAUGCACAAACAAGCCCAUCAACAUACUAGAAAUGAAAUUUUCAGCCAUGCUCUAAUAAGGGAUAUACAAUAAUGUCAUUAAUAGCUUUUCUGAGUAAAUAUAGACGGUGCUACAUAACCAAAAGUAGUUUAAUACAAUACCUCAAUUAGGCUCUGAAAUUGCUAGCGUAUUCAGGGCUGUUGAAUUUGCUGCACAGAAUAGGAUUCUGUGUGACAGACCUCUUCUAUAGGUUAGUAGCUUUGAUGCCAUUAUUGAUGUCUGCACAGUCCUGUCUCGUGUUGAAAUUUUUUUAUUUUUCCAUUUUUUAAAAAUAUUCUUAGCAGUUGUGCUUUAAUGCUCUUCCAGAGUGCUGGAACACUGAACUAGCAAAUUAAAUAGUCAAAUGCACAAGCGUUCAGUCUGAUAAGGGAUAAAUGAUAACGAUGUUAAUAGCUUGGCUGAGUAAUUUUAGAAAGUGCAACAUGACCCAAAGUAGUUUAAUGCACUAUAGUAAAUAGGCUCAGAAAAAGAUUUUGUUAUCUAACAUGCGCUGGAGAGACCGAGCUAUGCAGAAUCCUCUCCAUAUCUGCAGCUGCCAUUUUGUGUGAAGAGGGUAUUGAGGAUUUUCCAGCUUUGGGGAGCAUAACCAGAAGCCAUAUUUUUAGGGUUUGUGUUUCUGUCUACCAAAGCUAGAAAACAUACUGGUCUUUUCUUUUUACAAAAUUUUGACCAUGUAUGGAGGAAUGUAGGUCAUACACCCAUUAUGUGAGGUUGGAGAGCUAAAAUCAUAAUGACUGAACAAGGCUAAGGACUGACAGUGGACAACAGCACCCAGAUUGCACCUUUUUGGACUUCAGACUACUAAGUCAUUCUGAACCAAGACAGCAUAGCAUACUACCAAGAUGGCUUAUUAGCACCAGUCUCUGACAAUUUCCUUAUCUGAAUUGGGUAACCCAAGCUGGCUAAAUUAGUUCUCCAAUUUGUAGUUCAGAUGUAGGGGGAGGGAACACAUUCACUAUCUUAGACACUUGAAAAAUCCAAACCCUCCACCUGUAGAGGUCUCUGAGUCCUGUUCAACCCAUGCAGGGUCUCAGUAUCAUUUCUCUGGGACAGGUUCAACUCUCCCCCACCCCCACCCCACAUUUACACAACACGCAUAGUCUUUUAAGGAAAGCAUCUAUUUCUGCAAUGACAUGCAUUUUCACCUGUGCACACAGUCUCAGUUUAGUUUACUCAGUUAAACUCAGUUGCUCAGAUACACUUCUGGCCAUUAUGGUUAUGGAAAAUCUGUACACCAACUUGUGUUAUAUAGAUGAGCAUACUUAUUUUCUUCAGUGUGUUUUCAAAACAGGAAUAAAACAACUUGAAUACA
Messenger RNA from Eublepharis macularius, 9247 nucleotides. Its product is annotated as collagen alpha-6(VI) chain-like. Gene Ontology annotation, biological process: extracellular matrix organization. NCBI's taxonomy places the organism in Eukaryota, Metazoa, Chordata, Lepidosauria, Squamata, Eublepharidae. The coding region runs from base 183 to 7001 and encodes 2272 amino acids. The transcript has 38 exons. Gene Ontology annotation, molecular function: extracellular matrix structural constituent conferring tensile strength. The record is from RefSeq and is a predicted model, not a curated record.